AUGGCAGAGGCUGUCAUUGAAAUUGUACUAGAUAAUUUGAGCACACUCAUUAGAAAGGAGCUUGGCCUAUUUCUAGGUGUCGAUCGUGAAUUAAAAAGUCUUUCCAGCUUGCUAACUACAAUCAAGGCCACACUUGAAGAUGCUGAGGAGAAACAAUUCUCAAACAGAGCUAUCAAGGAUUGGCUGGUUAAGCUCAAAGAUGCUGCUCACAUCCUCGAUGACAUUUUGGACGAAUGUGCCACCCAAGCACUGGAGUUGGAGUAUGGAGGAUUCUCGUGUGGACUAUCAAACAAGGUACAAAGUUCUUGCUUAUUCUCUUUAAAUCCCAAGUAUGUUGCUUUCCGUUACAAAAUUGCUAAGAAAAUGAAGAGCAUAAGGGAGAGAUUGGAUGAGAUAGCAGAAGAAAGAAGCAAGUUUCAUUUGAUUGAGAUAGUCAGAGAGAAGAGAAGCGGAGUCCUUGACUGGCGGCAAACCACUUCAAUCAUUAAUCAACGUCAAGUUUAUGGAAGAGAUGAAGAUAAGAAUAAAAUUGUAGAGUUUUUGGUUAGUAAUGGUAGUUUUGAGGAUUUAUCUGUUUAUCCAAUUGUCGGUGUUGGUGGAAUUGGAAAAACAACAUUGACCCAACUUAUCUUCAAUCAUGAGAGUGUAGUCAACCAGUUUGAUCUAAGAAUUUGGGUAUGUGUUUCAGAAGAUUUCAGUUUGAAAAGAAUGACAAAAGCCAUCAUAGAAUCUGCAUCUGGUCAUGCUUGUGAGGAAUUAGAUCUAGAGCCGUUGCAAAGAAAGCUUUUGGAUUUGCUACAAAGAAAAAGAUAUUUGCUUGUGUUGGAUGAUGUGUGGGACGACAAAUCAGAGAAUUGGCAAAGAUUGAGAUCUGUAUUGGCUUGUGGAGGCAAGGGUGCUUCGAUUUUAGUAACCACUCGCCUUCCAAAGGUAGCAGCAACCAUGGGAACAGUGUUUUCUCAUAAUUUAUCAAAAUUAUGUGACAGUGAUUGUUGGGAAUUGUUUAAACAGCGAGCCUUUGGACCAAAUGAGGAAGAAUGUGCAAAGCUUGUGGUUAUAGGGAACGAGAUAGUUAAAAAGUGUGUGGGAGUGCCUCUUGCGGCAAUAGCACUAGGAAGUCUCUUGUGUUUCAAAAGAGACGAAAAUGAGUGGCUCUAUGUCAAGGAAAGCAAGCUAUGGAGUUUACAAGGUGAUAAUUCAGUCAUGCCUGCCUUGAGACUAAGUUAUUUGAAUUUACCAGUAAAAUUGAGACAGUGUUUUGCCUUGUGUGCACUCUUUCCCAAAGAUAAACUAAUAAGAAAACACUUUCUAAUAGAACUCUGGAUGGCUAAUGGCUUUAUUUCUUCAAAUGAAAAGUUGGAAGAUGGUGAUAUUGGCAAUGAGGUGUGGAAUGAAUUAUAUUGGAGAUCAUUUUUUCAAGAUAUUGAGAUAGAUCAAUUUGGGAAAACUAGUUUCAAAAUGCAUGAUCUUGUUCAUGAUCUUGCUCAAUAUGUUGCAGAAGAAGUAUGCUCCAUCACAGAUGACAAUGAUGUGCCUAGUACGUCUGAAAGAAUCCGCCACCUCUCAAUUUAUAAGAGGAAAUCCUUAGGGGAUACCAAUUCAGUUCGGUUAUCUAACGUGAAAUCAUUGAAGACAUGUUUAAGGCAUGGUGACCAACUUUCACCUCAUGUAUUGAAAUGUUAUUAUUUACGGGUGCUUGACUUUGAAAGAAGAAAAAAGUUGUCAUCUUCAAUUGGUAGUCUAAAGUAUCUAAGGUACUUGAAUCUAUCUGAUGGUAAGUUCAAAACUCUACCAAAAUCCUUAUGUACAUUGUGGAAUUUACAGAUUUUGAAGUUAGACAAUUGUUAUCAUCUCCUUAACUUGCCUAGUUGUUUGACACAAUUGAAAGCUCUACAGUGUAUAUAUUUGACCAACUGCUACUCAUUAUCAAGCUUGCCCCCCAAUAUAAGGAAGCUGAUUUCCCUGAAAACUUUAACUUGUUAUGUAGUUGGGAAGAGAAAAGGAUUCCUUUUGGAAGAACUGGGACCACUAAACCUUAAAGGAGAUCUUUAUAUUAAGCACUUGGAGAGAGUAAAAAGUGUAUUUAAUGCCAAGGAAGCCAAUAUGUCGAGUAAGAACUUAACACAAUUGAGAUUGUCAUGGGAGAGAAAUGAAGAGUCUCAUUUACAAGAAAAUGUUGAGGAGAUUCUUGAAGUGCUUCAACCUCAAACUCAACAACUUCUAACUUUGGGUGUGCAAGGAUAUACAGGUUCCUAUUUCCCGCAAUGGAUAGCUAGUCCUUCGUUGGAAUGUUUAACUUUUCUACAACUAAUGGAUUGCAAAAGCUGUUUACACCUUCCACAGUUGGGAAAAUUACCUGCUCUAAAGGACCUAAGAAUAUUGAACAUGAGCCAUGUAAUAUAUGUAGACGAGGAGUCAUGUGAUGGUGGAGUUGCGAGAGGUUUCACUAAACUAGCAGUUCUGGUACUCGUAGAGCUACCAAACCUGGUAAGGUUAUCCAGGGAGGAUAAAGAAAACAUGUUCCCGUCUCUUUCAAGACUUCAAGUUACUGAAUGUCCUAAACUUUCAGGCUUGCCUUGCCUUCCACAUCUCAAGGAUUUGCGUAUAGAAGGGAAAUGCAACCAAGAUUUGGUAUGUUCAAUUCAUAAGCUCGGUAGUCUUGAAUCACUUCGGUUCAAAGAUAAUGAAGAUCUAACUUGCUUUCCAGAUGGGAUGCUACGAAAUCUCACUUCUCUAAAGAUAUUAGACAUUUAUGGCUUAUUCAAACUUGAGCAAUUCCCAACUGAAAUCAUUCACCUUAAUGCUCUCCAAGAAAUACAUAUCACUGACUGCAACAACCUCAAGUCAUUGACAGAUGAAGUAUUACAAGGGUUGCGUUCUCGUAAGAUACUAGAUAUUGUGAGGUGCCAAAAUUUUACUUAG
Medicago truncatula (barrel medic) is the source of this 2922-nucleotide messenger RNA. Its product is annotated as putative disease resistance protein RGA3. Bases 1 to 2922 code for a protein of 973 amino acids. The record is from RefSeq and is a predicted model, not a curated record. Gene Ontology annotation, molecular function: ADP binding. NCBI's taxonomy places the organism in Eukaryota, Viridiplantae, Streptophyta, Magnoliopsida, Fabales, Fabaceae. The transcript has a single exon.